AAAGAAAUGGAGAGAAAUCCUGACCUGGCCAGAGGUGUUGCAGUGUUUGGAUCUGAUCGAGGAAGGGUAGAGGAGCGGUGGGAGGAAAUUAUGAGGAAAAUUAAUUCUCAUGGUCCUCCUACAAGAACGGCCGUCGAAUGGAAGAAAAUAUGGGCUGACUUGAAAAGCCGGACAAAAAAGAAGAUUGCCGAAAACAAACGAAGCCUUACUGCUACCGGUGUUGGCCCAUUCCGUCACUCUCCGCUUUCCGAAAUGGAGCAGGCCAUAGACAGCCUGGUUUUUAUUUCGAGGUCAGCAGCCCCGAGCGGCAGAGUUUUCGGCAUUCCUUCGACGGCGACCUCUAACAUGUCAAGACAUUCGUCGUUGGAGGAAAUGCCUCCUUUACUUGUGACUGAAUCGCCAACACUUGACCAACGAAGGCAACAGACAACCACCCUUCAAUCUCCUAUAAGGCACAACCAACCACCACCAGUGGGAGUAGUAACUCCCACUACACAGACAACCCGUCCUACACCAACGGACACGUUACGUUCCACUAAUAGGAAGCGCACCUUCCAAGAGACAGUGGCUGAAUCUGCCAAAGUCCAAGCAGAAGCCGCUAAAGUGCAGAUUUAA
Messenger RNA from Rhagoletis pomonella (apple maggot), 615 nucleotides. RefSeq lists its product as uncharacterized. Gene Ontology annotation, cellular component: nucleus. Bases 7 to 615 code for a protein of 202 amino acids. The transcript is spliced from 3 exons. Lineage: Eukaryota; Metazoa; Arthropoda; Insecta; Diptera; Tephritidae. The record is from RefSeq and is a predicted model, not a curated record.